CACCGCGCCCGCCGGUCAGUCGGCUCGGACCUGCGCAAGCGCAAGUCGCGAACGAAACGCGACGCGAUAUCUCACAAACCAAACGAUUACAUACAACAAACAACUAAAAUCCCUCCAAAACAACACACAGUGAACCAAAACAGUGAAAUAUAAGUGCUAGAGAAGCAACGACAGUGAUGCAAAAGUAGCGCCUCCAAAAUGUGCAUGUAAAGUGGUGUACGAUUGAUAUUUUUUGUUUGUCCGCCUGUGUAAUAACCGUGGUCCGAAGCAAGAAAUGGUUUUAUAAUUGGUCUAAAUCAAAGGCAGCGAUGGUUCGUUUAAGAAGAAGAUAAAAGAAUCAAAAUGUCGCAGAGAGACUUCUCAGAGGUGGAGCCAACAGGCUCGGCGUCUCUCGGGGCGGCGUCGCGGGCUCUCUUCGUGGAGAAGGUGCGCGCCUCCAACGCCGCCUGCCAGGCCGGGGACUUCGCCACCGCCGUCGCUCUGUACACCGAUGCGCUCACCUUGGACCCCGCCAACCAUAUACUGUACAGCAACCGGUCGGCUGCAAGGUUGAAACAAGGGCAGUUCGCGGCGGCGCUGCAAGACGCGACACGGGCGAGGGAGCUGUGCCCUAACUGGCCAAAGGCGUACUACAGACAAGGUGUAGCGCUACAAUGUCUCGGGCGGCACGGCGAGGCGCUAGCCGCGUUCAGCUCAGGGCUAGGAGUGGAGCCUUCAUCCCGGCAACUGCUGGCUGCCUUAGUGGAGGCCUCGCUGAAGUCUCCAUUACGGACCACGCUGGAGCCCACCUUCAGGCAGCUGGAGGCUAUGAAGCUGGACCAGUCGCCGUUCGUGUUGAUUUCGGUGGUGGGCCAAGAGUUGCUAGCAGCCGGCCAGUACCAAGCCGCUGUCACGGUCCUGGAAGCAGCACUGAGGAUUGGCUCGUGCUCCUUGAAGUUGAGGGGUUCGGUCUUCAGCGCUCUAUCAUCCGCUCACUGGGCGCUCAGCCAGCUGGACGCUGCAAUAAACUACAUGCAGCAAGACUUGGCCGUCGCCAAGUCCCUUGGCGACACGGCGGGCGAGUGCCGCGCGCAUGGCAACCUUGGCGCUGCGUACUUCAGCCAAGGGUCCUACAAGGAUGCCUUGACCGCCCACAGAUACCAACUCGUGUUGGCCAUGAAGUGCAAAGACACUCAAGCAGCUGCCGCAGCCCUAACAUCAUUAGGGCACGUGUACACAGCCAUCGGCGACUAUCCUAACGCACUCGCCAGCCACAAGCAAUGCGUGCAACUGGUUAAGCAGAUGGGUGACCGGCUGCAAGAGGCCAGGGAGAUCGGGAACGUUGGCGCAGUGUACCUGGCUAUGGGAGAGUUUGACUCGGCCGUCGACUGUCACACGCAGCAUUUGAGGCUAGCCAGAAGACUUGGUGAUCAGGUCGAGGAAGCCAGAGCGUACUCCAACUUAGGUUCUUCAUACCAUUAUAGACGAAACUUCUCUCAAGCUAUUGCAUACCACGAAAACGUGCUAAGGAUAGCUCAAAACCUUGGCGAUAGAGCUAUAGAAGCCCGAGCAUAUGCCGGCCUGGGACAUGCAGCCAGAUGCGCAGGCGAUUAUGCUCAAGCAAAGAAAUGGCAUGAGCGACAACUAGAUGUUGCGUUAGCAGCCCGAGAUAAGGUGGGCGAAGGCCGGGCUUGUUCCAAUUUAGGAAUUGUGUACCAAUUAUUGGGGGAACAUGAUGCUGCACUGAAACUACAUCAAGCACAUCUUUCAAUAGCGAGACAGCUGCAGGAUAAAGCCGGCAUGGGCAGAGCCUACGGCAACAUUGGUAACGCCUACUCUGCAGCGGGGUUUUACGAACAAGCCAUAAAGUACCAUAAGCAAGAGCUGACAAUAUCCAAAGAAGUCCACGAUAGGAGCUCAGAAGCCUCCACACAUGGAAACCUGGCUGUCGCUUACCAGGCGUUGGGGGCUCAUGAUAUGGCGUUGUUUCAUUAUAGAGCUCAUUUAGGGAUUGCACGAGAACUAAAAGAUGCAGCUGGCGAAGCGUGUGCACUCUUGAAUUUAGGCAAUUGUCUCUCAUCCCGAGGGGAAUUCGCACAAGCUGUUCCUUAUUAUGAGCAACAUCUCAUGCUCUCCCAGGAACUAGGUGACGUCACUGCUGAAGCCAAGGCUUGCCACUUUUUAGGCUAUGCGCACUACUGCCUGGGCAACUACAGGGAAGCUGUUAGAUAUUAUGACCAAGAUUUAUCACUAGCCAAAGAUCUUCAAGACAAAAUGAACAUGGGCCGAGCGUACUGCAACCUUGGUCUUGCCCACUUAGCACUCGGUAACCUGGACACGGCGUUAGAAUGCCAGAAGUAUUUCCUAGCGAUAGCCCAUAUGACACAACACCUGCAGGGCAAAUUUAGGGCUCUGGGAAAUAUUGGAGAUGUUUUGAUCAAAAUGGGAGAUGUUGAAGAAGCUGUGAAGAUGUACCAGAGGCAACUAGGAUUUGCUAGACAGGCACGAGAUCGUUCCUUAGAAGCUGCUGCCUGUGGUGCCUUAGGUUUAGCGAGACGACUGCAAAGAAGAUUGGAUGCUGCUCUUGGGCAUCAUACACAGGAAUUAACGCUACGCCAAGAAGCAGGUGACGCCGCGGGAGAGGCACGAGCACAUUCCCACCUUGGCGCUGUCCACAUGGCCUUGGGCCACUAUUCACAUGCAGCCCGUUGUUAUCGGGAGCAACUAGAAAGGGCGCAAGAACUUCAAGACUGUGCGUUAGAAGCUCAAGCGUAUGGCAAUUUAGGUAUUGCCAAACUCAAUAUGGGACACUAUGAGGACGCCAUUGGAUAUUUAGAACAGCAACUGGCGAUAUUAGAAAGAGUGAACACCCCAACGUGUCAACUGGACAAAGCACGAGCCUUAGGAUCUCUUGGAGACUGUUACGACGCCCUGGGAGAUCCUGAUGAAGCUGUCAAGUACCAUGAACAGCAUCUAGCUGCCGCAUUGAAGCUUGAUAAUAAGAGAGAGCAGGAAAGAGCGUAUAGAGGACUAGGUCUUAGUCACAAGUCAAUAGGAAAUCUACAGCAAGCACUAGUCUGCCUGGAAAAACGGUUGGUGGUAUCACACGAGCUCGGUGUGCCCGAAGCUAAAGCACAGGCGUACGGUGAACUCGGCGCAUUGCACAUCGCCCUGAACAAUUUGGAACAAGCAGUCUUCUGUUUGGAUCACCAGAAGAACAUUGCUAAGGAACUAAACAACCAAAUCAUGGAAGCAGAAGCGUGCCACUCUCUGGGCGUGGCGCAACACGCGUUGGGAGAGCACGCCGCCGCCGUCAGGCACCACCGAGCUGAGCUGGAACUGGCUCACAGACUAGGACUUACACAUCUACAGGCACGGGCCUGCGGUGGUCUGGGCGCUGCGCACGCGUCGAUGGGCGCGCACGCCGAAGCCGCGCGCUGGCACGAGUCUCGACUGAGACACGCUACUGCUUCUGGUGACACUCGUGGCAGAGCUCAAGCCCUAGCCGAGCUCGGUGGAGCGCACCUAGCGAUGGGAGCCUGUGGCAGCGCUGUGUCUUACCUGCGGCAGGCACUCGCUGCCACGGAGGGGCUGGCAGAUGUGGACCAAGAGGCCAGAGUACGCCACCGUCUCGGCUUCGCGCUAUGGGCGUCAGGGGAACUCGAAGAAGCGAAGGAACAGCUACAAGCAGCCUUGACAGCACUCGACACUGUGGCUGACAAACACCGGGACAGGAAUACAGCAGCACUGUACACGUCUACUCACCACGCACUACAGAGAGUGCUAGUUGAGCUUGGUCGACACCCCGAAGCACUGGUAGUGGCCGAACGAGGUCGUUGCCGCGCGCUAGACGCUGCCACGGAAAAGCCUGCUGGCACUUUGAACCAGACCAAUUUGGAACUGCAUACUUCUCAAAGAAAUGCCACAGAAGAGCAAGGCAAAGAGCGCCCGGAGCCGUGGAGCCCGUCGACAGUGGAGCAAGUGUUCGAGGUGGUGAACAAGCAGAAGGCGCCGGUUCUGUACUAUAGUCUCGCUGCUGGCCGGCUCUAUGCUUGGCUUCUACAGCCACACAAAGGUAUCCUACGCUUCCACCAAGUAUCCCUACUGGAAGAAUCUGAAGAAAGCAACAACAGUCUCCCUGAAAUCAAUCCUGAUGACCUUCAAAAUACUAACAACGUGGGCAAACUGGAGCGCUUCAUCAGCGAAUGGUCGUCUUGGCUGAAGAGCACUGCGGAACGACGCGGCGAAGACGACCAGUGGGAACCAGAUGAGCGGCCUACUGGACUCACCAGAAUGGUUACCCGCAACCAUCUCCUGAAUUCUUCAAACUACUCACUGAGCUCGCUAUUCAGCGUGGGUUCCGUCGGUGGUUCUGUUGCUGGCUCAGUGGCCAGCUUACAAGGAUCUACGAGGUCUAGCGUGCACGGCCCGCGCAAGAAGGCGGCGUCGUGGCAGGGCCCGCCGUGCCUCGCCGGCCUGUACCAGAUGCUGCUGGCGCCCUUCGAGGACCUGCUGCCGGCCUCCUGCAACAACAACCACGCUACCCACGGUCGCCGCGGCUGCGGCGGGCGGCGCGAACUAGUGGUGGUGGUGGAAGGCGUGCUCUACGCUUGCCCGUGGGGCGCGCUGCGACCAGCCGACGGCGAGCCGCUGUGCGAGCGGUACGCGCUGCUGGCCGCGCCCGCGCUGCGCCACCAGCGGGCGCGCCACCGCCAGCGCCCGCACCACGACCACGGUACUAAUCCAGCAGCUGCAGAAGCGGCCGGCAGCAGCGCGCCCGAAGCAGGCAUGCGCUGCCUCGUGGUGGGCGGAGCGCGCGUCGGCGGCUCGCGAUGGGCCAGCGCGCACGCACAGCUAAAGGAAGCCGAGCUGGUCGCUGAUAUGCUGCGAGUCACUCCUCUGACGGACUAUCAGGCAUCAAAAGAAGCUGUCCUCGCUCAGCUAACUCAAGCGGAAUGCAUCCACUUUGCCACUCACAUCUGCUGGAAGACGCCCGCCAUCGUUCUUAGCCCAGGAGAAGUGGUGGACUCUCAAGCCAAGCGGCUUUUGAACACCAGUGUUGGAAGCGGAGUAGCUGAUGUUUCAACCGAAAAUGAAGAAGAAAAUGCUGAAAUGCCCCAAAGUAAUGAAGAGUUGCCACCUGCUUCAGAGUUUAUGCUCACCGCUAAUGAGAUCAUGAACCUGAAAAUUACUGCCCGAUUGGUCGUAAUAUCAUGCGCUCCAUCAAGCGCCGCCCUCCAAGGAUCCACCACCGAAGAGAACGAAGACGUGAACAUGGCAGGCGAGGGCAUAUCCCGCCUCUGCCGGGCGCUGCUCACGGCAGGAGCCCAGGCCAUCCUACUGACCCUAUGGCCUGCUCCUCAGGAUACUGCCACCAAGAUACUGUAUAGGGCACUCUAUUCAGCGUUGCUGCAAGGAAGCAGGGUAGCGAAGGCUCUAGGCGACGCGAUGCAGACGGUGCGGCACACGAAGCACUUCGCGCACCCGGCGCACUGGUCGGGGCUCGUGCUGCUGGGCGGCAAUGUGCGCCUCAGCAACAAGGUGGCGCUCAUGGGGCAGGCGCUGUGCGAGCUGCUGGCCGCGCCCGACAAGUGCCGGGAUGCAUUACGAGUAUGCCUGCACUUGGUAGAAAAAUCACUGCAGAGGAUAGUACGUGGCCAGAAAAACGCUAUGUACACGACGCAGAAGAGCAUAGAAAACAAAGCUGGCAAUGCGACUGGCUGGAGAGAACUCCUCAUGAGCGUUGGAUUUAGAUUCGAACCAGCAGCUAAUGGCAUUCCAUCAAGCGUGUUCUUCCCUCAGAGUGAUCCAGAAGAGAGACUAACCCAGUGCUCCGCUAGUCUUCAGGCUCUACUUGGGUUGACACCAACCACACUUCAAGCCCUGUCGAAGUUGAUUUCGAAUGGAGAUGUAGCCGAUGACAUCAUUGGGGUUAUCCGUUCCGUUAUCUCCCAGUUCUCCGUAAAGAACUCUGAUACAGACACCAUUGAGGUUGCUGUAAACGUCAGGUUAUGGCGCGUAAAUGGAUGCCACGAACUGCUGGCAUCUCUUGGAUUCGAUCUGGCUGAAGUGGGCCAAGAUGAGGUGACACUACGUACUGGGAAAGCAGCCAAUCGACGACACAUACAAUUUGUGCUACAGGCUCUUCUAGCUUUAUUUGACACGCAAGAAGCCCCACGCAGUCUCAGCUUAGAGUCGAGCUCAAGCGUGGAAUCACUGGCAUCUAUCGACGAUGGAGACUUAGAACCACAUUCAGAUGGUGAACCACCACCAAGGCAGCACAGACAAGAAAGCGUCUCAUCAGUUCCUCCUCCGCCACUCCCAUUAGGCUCUUGCGGAGGGGCUUUCACAAUGUACGUGCGAGGAUCGACGUCAUCCACGGAAGUUGGUCGUGGAGAACCUGACGGUAGGACUGCCCCGCCCCCGGCUCCAGCUCCACCAAGGUACAGGGGAGAGAGUGACGCGGCCUUCACACCUUCCCCACCAGCCGCCCCUCAACCUUCCACCGCACCACCUAGAGACGUGUCCUUAGCUCUCGCCCAUCAAACUAAAAUACGGACACUUUACACCCGAAGACCACCAUCUGACGACUCGGAUUGGGAAAGCUCUGGACAUGACACCGUAUUACGCAGGCGACCAGAACACUCCCACGCGAGGUAUUUAGACGCCUUCUACGACUUAGCGUCAGCGCAACCACGGAGGACAGAAGAAGAAAAGACAGACCAAGCGUUAGCCCAACCCUCAACAUCUAAACGCGUUCCUCGACCGAAAAUGGGCACCAGCAGUCGCGACUCCAUGGCCCAAGUACGACACAUGAGUGGCGAACUAACCCCUACCAUAUCAGAGGUAUACCACGAAAGAAAUAUCGGCUUAGGCCUCGCUCCUCCACUGGCUGAACUACUUUUAGCAGAAGAAUCGAAGACAGAAAUGAGAGCGGCCAGCUCAAGUGAGAAUCUUCUUCUGCAAAAUUUGGAGAAACUAGGACUUUUGGGAGAGACCAGUGAAACAGAGGAACGGUGGUGCGGCAACAACGCCUCGAGACCUUGGCUAUCUGCUCCACCUCUAGAGACUGAUGUUCAAGGGUCGGAUUUGACAACUGCAGAAAUAAUUGAACGACAAACAAAGUUCAAGAAAGACGCAGAACCAAAGAGGAAGGAGGAGAAUGCUUACGAAUUGAAGCCGAAGGACGAGACUCCCGGACCUAGUGGCAUAGAGAAGCGAUCUGUGUCUCCUUUUUCUGAACUUUCACGGAGAGACGAGGGUGAUGGAAGGAGCAUAGCGGACUCGCACUCCUCAUACAAAGCAUUAGUGUUGAGCCCUAGAGCCCCAUACCUUCCUGAAGAGGGGGAACCUAGUAUGAGCAAGGCAGCUGAAGGAGGUAAGACACACCCUCGGCCUCGGAGGCCUCCGGUGCCUAGAACUAGACCUUCAUACACUACUUUAGAUUUUCCACCGAACAAAUAAUUUAAAAUGGUCACAAUUAUAU
This is a messenger RNA of Ostrinia furnacalis (Asian corn borer), 7465 nucleotides long. RefSeq names its product tetratricopeptide repeat protein 28. Gene Ontology annotation, molecular function: protein binding. Lineage: Eukaryota; Metazoa; Arthropoda; Insecta; Lepidoptera; Crambidae. Bases 343 to 7443 code for a protein of 2366 amino acids. The record is from RefSeq and is a predicted model, not a curated record. The transcript is spliced from 42 exons.